Messenger RNA from Yarrowia lipolytica CLIB122, 852 nucleotides. RefSeq lists its product as uncharacterized. Gene Ontology annotation, biological process: regulation of DNA-templated transcription. Lineage: Eukaryota; Fungi; Ascomycota; Dipodascomycetes; Dipodascales. The record is from RefSeq and is a predicted model, not a curated record. Gene Ontology annotation, cellular component: nucleus; NuA4 histone acetyltransferase complex.
AUGGACGCAGCGUCGGUACUCGACCAAUACGUCCAGGACCUGGCGAACCUGCCGUCCGAGGUCGCACACAUCCUCGAAGAGGUCCGAGACAAGGAUCUCAAGUUCUAUGAGACCCGCAAGCGCAUCCAACAACGCGACAACCAGAUUCACAAAUUCAUCAGAGCAAAUGGCUCCCUGGCAGAAAACCCAAAGGAGCAGGCGGCAUACCCCAAAAUACGCCAGGACUUCCAGACCGCCAUGGAGCUUCAGGACGAGAAAUGCACUCUGGCAGCACAGGCGCUGACCCUAGUGGCAAAACACGUCAAGAAACUGAAUGACGACAUCGACAAGCUGGAUGCCGAGGGUCUGUUGGGUGGCGCGCCACCACAGAAACCUAUUUCAGCCAACAGAUCGCGUGCCACGUCAUCAGCCACUCCUGCACCGGAACCCCCAUCCCGAAACUACACAAGAGACAGAGCCAACAGUCGAAGAGGCGGUUCUCCAGCGGCCAGUCGGUCUUCUACUCCUGGAACACGACCGCCAAAGAAGCGAGCGACUGACAAGAAUAACGAGGCUGCAUCUAUGAGCAAGGAGUCGUCUGUGGGUGCCUCUGAGCAGCUCCGAAACAUGCCUGAGACGGUGGCGGUGGGAUCUCUGGAUGCUGCUAUUCGAGCCGGACCUGGGGAAGAUGACGAGGUGCUCUACUGUUUCUGUCAGCAGCCGUCAUUCGGAGAAAUGGUUGCUUGUGAUAACGAUGACUGUCAGUACGAAUGGUUCCAUUACGACUGUGUGGGUCUGGCAGAGCCUCCCCAGGGAGUCUGGUUCUGUCCUUCAUGCUCCAAGGGACGAAAGGGUGAUAAGAAGAAGCGUUAA